This is a messenger RNA of Coprinopsis cinerea okayama7#130, 735 nucleotides long. RefSeq lists its product as hypothetical. The coding region runs from base 1 to 735 and encodes 244 amino acids. Lineage: Eukaryota; Fungi; Basidiomycota; Agaricomycetes; Agaricales; Psathyrellaceae. The transcript has 5 exons. The record is from RefSeq and is a predicted model, not a curated record.
AUGGCCUCCUAUAUUGUUUCCCCUAUGUGCCUCCCGUCCCCUUGGACCUCCGACCCCGAGUCGAUGUCCUCCUGGCUAUUGCUCAACCAACACACCCCCUCCACCAAAGCCACCCAUCCAAUCCAAUCCCCUUCUUCGAAGCCGUCGCAGUACUCCCACAGUAUAGACCCCUCAACAAAGCCCCAUGCCCUCGAAAAUCGCAAUGUUGUGUACCGUGAAGGUGGCUUGGAACAAAUUAUGGAUAUGCCAUUGGAUAUCAUCUGCGAAUUUUGCCUGGCGCGCAACAUCAAGGAAGUAUACUGGACUUGUCGGGUCCGCUGUUGUUCCCGAUGUAUCAAGCAACAAUUCAUUACCCAAGACGAAUUGGAUUGCUGGAUCCCCGAGGAGUUGUAUGUGCAAAAACCUGCUUCAGUAUUCCCAUACGCCGUGAUAAAUCAAUUCAAUCUCAGGCUACCUGCGACGGCACUCUAUUUCAGCCCGGUCGCCAAACAAUACCUUGCGGAGGUUUCAAGCUUGAUUUCAGCCAAGGAAGGGAAGUUGGAGGAAUGGAUCAAGGAAAAGGGCGAAGUCCAAUUAGAAAGAAUCAAGCACGCAUCUCUUUGUGAGCAUUGGCACAAUCUCUGGGUAGAGAGACCAUCGUCCACAGGCUCUUGCAUUCCCCUUUUCGACCUCUCCGUCACCAUGGUGCUCUCCGUCGCCCUUGUCUAUCUCUGGAAGGACAAGAUCCUCGGAUAA